AUGCGCCCCGGCCCUUCGGGGUAUCACCGUGACGGCGGCCAUGGCGGCAACGCGUACGGCGGCAAUGGUGGCAAUUUCGGACGACACGAGAAAGGCAAAAAAUUGGAUUACGCUUUUUUUUCUGGCACCAGCCCCAAGUUCAUGGAUGCCAUUACCAAAAUGUUAGAGAAGCAGAGCUUUGAGAAGCAGGAUUAUCUUUUCAAGGAAGGUGAUGUGGGUUUCAACAUGUAUUUUAUCUCCUCUGGCAGCGUGAUUCUUUGUAGCAGCUCUGCCCUCCAGGAGGUGGAGGUGUUAUCGCGUGGCAGCCACUGCGGGGAUUUGGCGCUCCUUGGCAGUUCCAAGCGAUUGUCGAAUGCCAUCGCGCGGGAACACACCGAAUGCCUGGUCUUGAGGAACCGGCACUUCCAAGCAAUCUUGGAACGCUUCCCAGAGGAGAAAGAGUAUUUCGGUCAGGUGGCUCUGGAGCGGAAGAAGCAGUUGAAACAGGUGGCCAAGCUCCACAGAAUCAUGGAGAAGGGUGCUGGCCUCCGCCCGCGCCGUGCCUGGCGCGAGGACAGCGACAGCGACCGCGAUGCCACCGACGAUCCAGCGCCCAAGGUGCCGGUGGAGGAGGAGACACCACUGCCGGAUACGGAGAUUCCAGGGGCAUAUCCGAAGAUGAGCAAGAUGAACAUCUUGGAUUUGGCUGCCCCACCGCGACAUGGGCCCGAACAGUUGGUGCCCCUGAAGAUUCCGGAAGUGCCCGAAACGGAUCGCGUGAUGCAAGCCCGUAUGGGGAAGGAAUUGGCGUCCGUGGGCAGAGCAGCCUUUGCACGGAAGAUGCAGGUGGCGGAAGCGCUGUAUAAGGAGAUGGCGCCCGCGGGCGCCAGCAGCUUGCGGCCCGGUGCCGGAGUUCGCCCCAGCUCCGCCUUCAGCCGCACGCCCCUGCGGCCGGACAAGAAGGUCUUGGAGGUGGAUGAGAACCCGAGAAGUGGCUCCAAAUCGCGCGCGGGCGCAGCGAUGCCUCCGGCCGUGAAGAAGAUCCAUGGAGAAGAGCGGUGUCAGCCUAGGUUGCUGACAGUGCCAAGACUGAACCCAUCCUGCUGCAAGUUUGUAUCUCCAGUCAUCGCUGGAGCACAACUGCGCUGGUACUCCAUUGUGCACGACGUCGGGACCAGCAGCGGUUCAAGGUUACCUCGCGCACACUUCGUGCCAUGCAACACGACGGCAGCGGUACCUAUUGAGAAUGAGAACUUCAAGGGAGAGGUCUUACUUCUCUACCGACCGACUGAAGGACUGGAUGGGGGCCAUCCCUACUACCGCCACUUCCGGCACCGGAAGCGCAACUGGGAGCUGCGGCUGCAGGGAAAGUUCAAAAAGGCACCUUGUGGUCGGCUCUUUGUGGGCGCCGUGCUACGUGAUUUCAACUACGAUCAGCCGGUGGCAUCUUCUUCAAUACUGGCGAUGAAUACUGCAAUCACGCUGGUGAAAUACCAAUAUAGGAUCUACUUCUCUUGGGGCGCGCGAUGCCAGGAAGCGCUGCGCGAGGAUGCGGAACUGGGGCAUGCGGUGUCGGACCUGACAGUCUUUGACCAGAUUAUCAUCACUCCGAAUGGCAGGCCCAUCCCUCACGUGGCGAGCGACCUCGACGAUCCCAGCGAGGAAUAUGGGUUGAGCUUGAUGCGCCGAGAUGUAGGCCUUGCAGAGUACAGCAAGAUGAUCCAAGAGAUCGAGGGGACGCUGAAUACGGAGGACACCUACACCUUCCGACUCUGGGGUCCUGCUCCUUUCCUGGAUGUGUUGAAUUGGCAGUUGAAAAUGGGCGCGCGAGUCAGUUUGGAUCACUUCAUGAAGGAUUUUCCGAUCCACGUGUGCAUGUAUGACUUGCCAGCUGGUCAUGAGAACGGGAACAGUGAUCCGCGACACUUGGAGUCCAAGAAGCGUUACUACUUCGACUUCAUGGGCUGGAGCAAUGUGGUGGCGCUCUCAGCAAUUUCUGGAAGAUGUGUAUCGGUUGGAGGUGAUACUGUUGGAUGUGGGAAGCACAUGGGAAGCCCUGGCUGCCAUAAAUUACAUCAUAAAUUACUUCCAUUUGGGGAUGGUGUUUUUACAUGUUUUUACCGACCAUGUAUGGUGACUUUGGGGAUUUAG
Messenger RNA from Cladocopium goreaui, 2130 nucleotides. NCBI's taxonomy places the organism in Eukaryota, Dinophyceae, Suessiales, Symbiodiniaceae. The record is from the annotation of a GenBank genome assembly.